AAGUGGCAUAUGUUCCUAGUCAUCCCUUUGUAUUCCUUCUGAGAACAAAUGCAAGUUCAAGUAAGAGCGGUAUAAUUACACCGGCCUGCUCGGGCAGAAGCGGAAUUCCGCAGCCCAACCCGGAGUCUGCCGCGUCCACCAACCUCAUGACUCAGCUCUCCCCAAAUACACACAAUAAAAUACCCUCAACACUCCCUUUGCCUAGCAACUCUUACAUUACUACCGCUCAUAUACAUCAGUAUAUUCAUCCUUAGUAAUGCCUGACUUCCGAGCCUCCCUCCCCAUCGCCCUCACUAUCCCAGCGGCAGGCAUCCUCAUAGCAACUUACCUCUACAAUCGUCCCCUACCUCUUCCCAAGGAGCGAAAGAUAUCAGUAACUGAGGAACUCUCACAUUCAUUUGCUUCCGGUCCAUCACCCAAAUCUCUCGGAAUCGUAAACCCUAGGAAUCACAUACAGCUGACUGAUUCUCGCUCUAUAAAUCUUUUGAGAUCAGAAAUUUCAAGAAGUCAUUUGAGAGAUGGAGAUGCAAUGGUAUCGGAUGAAGAGAUCUUAGCAAGGUUUCUUGUGGGCUUUUUUGGAGGGUGGAGUUUCACGCCCGAGCGGGGGUUGUUGGCGGCGCUGAGAAGGAUGGGAAAGAAGUUUAUUGAGGCGAAAUAUACAGAAAUGCCAUCAUCGGGACAUCCCAUUGAUACUCUUGGCGGCUUUUCGAAAACCAAGCUACCACCAAAGGGCACAAUUCUGUUCGGUGGGAAUUUUAUGGUUUUAGACACUCGUGUUUUUUUUCCGCCAGGAUCACCUAGCUCGGCAUCUUCUCUUGCGACUCGAGAAGUACCAAGCUACAUUGAUAUCGGAUUCGGUGAUCCCGUCAUUAGCUACGUGGACGUUGCAUUCGGUGCUGAUCAGAAGAAUUUCUCUGGCCUGCAUCGUUUCGAAAUCCAGUAUCAUCCUACAAAAAAAGAAGGGGAGGAAUUGACAGUCUGGUACAGCAGUUUGAGUUGCAAUCCUAGUCUCAAUAGGGCGCCGUUUCCAAAGUGGACAGUGGCAUUUCACAGGUGGUAUGCUAUGUGUCUGUUUCGGGACGGGAUUGAAGGGGUGAUUCGAGGUUGAGAUGAAGGGAGCCAGACGGUGUAGAAAGUUGACAUUAUGCGAGGCAUGUUAUUUGUUUCUUGUAAAUUGCUUGUCCUGUACAAAUAUAUCUUCCCAUCAUCGUAUAAAUAUACCACGCCACAAAAGAUGAACGUGCCGAUUGGCGGUCCUCGAUGUAAAAAGUGCAGAUUCCUCCCAAGAAAAUGGAAAAAAUUCUUGGAU
Molecule: messenger RNA, 1309 nt
Organism: Mollisia scopiformis
Lineage: Eukaryota; Fungi; Ascomycota; Leotiomycetes; Helotiales; Mollisiaceae
Exons: 2
Coding region: 257-1108 (283 amino acids)
Source: RefSeq, a predicted model, not a curated record